Ixodes scapularis (black-legged tick) is the source of this 6636-nucleotide messenger RNA. RefSeq names its product U5 small nuclear ribonucleoprotein 200 kDa helicase (gene l(3)72Ab). NCBI's taxonomy places the organism in Eukaryota, Metazoa, Arthropoda, Arachnida, Ixodida, Ixodidae. Gene Ontology annotation, cellular component: nucleus. Gene Ontology annotation, molecular function: ATP hydrolysis activity; nucleic acid binding; ATP binding. The record is from RefSeq and is a predicted model, not a curated record. The coding region runs from base 94 to 6525 and encodes 2143 amino acids. The transcript has 2 exons.
UUCUGACAGCGAACAAACGCCUCAGACGCUAUCAACUGAACGCAGCUGUCGUUUGUGAAUCGUUCGGCAAACUCGCAUGUCGGCGCGCAAGUAAUGGCGGACGCCGCUGCUCGUUCGCUUCAGUAUGAGUACAAAGCGAACUCCAACCUCGUGCUCCAAGCCGACACACGCUUGAUCGAGAGAAGACCCCGAGAUGAGGCCACCGGCGAAGUCAUCUCCCUGGUGGGCAAGCUGGAAGGCUCCCGCAUGGGAGACCGCUACCAGCGCACCAAACCCAGCAAGGACGAAAAGAAGUCCAAGAAGCAGAAAAAGGCCGCCGCCGAGGAAAACAAGUACGACGCAGCCAAGCUGAAGGGUCAGUCCCUUCUUUCGGAGGGAGUGGAAGACGUGGUCGGCAUCCUGUAUCGCCCCAAGACAACGGAGACCAAGCAGACGUACGAGGUGUUGCUGAGCUUCAUCCAGGAAGCCCUGGGCGACCAGCCGCGCGAUAUCCUUUGUGGUGCCGCGGACGAGAUCUUGGCCGUACUCAAGAGCGAGCGCACUAAAGAGAGCGAACGCAGACGGGAAACAGAAGCAUUGUUGGGCCCCGUCGCCGAGGAGCGGUUCGCCCUGCUCGUAAACCUGUGCAAGAAGAUCACCGACUACGGCGUCGACGAGAAGCAGCAGGUUGUCGACGAAAACAUCGACGAAACGUACGGCGUCAACGUCCAGUUCGAGGAGUCGGAUGAGGACGACGACGAGAUCGUCGGGGAGGUCCGCGACGAUGACUCCAACGACGAGAACGAGGGCGAGGAGGCCCACUUGGAUACCAUGCUGCAGGCGACCAAUUUGAAGGUCGGACAGGAAGGCGGACACAAGAGCGGCAAGGGCCUGCACCCGCGUGAGAUCGACGCCUACUGGCUGCAGCGCAAGCUGAGCAAGUUCUAUGACGACCCCGUGGUGGCCCAGACCAAGGCCGGAGAAGUCCUGGACAUUCUCAAGACUGCUGUGGACGAUCGUGAUGUUGAGAACCAGCUGGUGCUGCUCCUUGGGUUCAACCAGUUUGACUUCAUCAAGGUCCUCCGCCAGCACCGGCAGAUGAUUCUCUACUGCACACUGCUGGCCUCGUCGCAGAGCUCGACGGAAAAGUCCAAGCUGCGCGAGAAGAUGCAGGCUGAUCCGGAUCUGGAGAAAAUCCUGCGCCAGCUGGAGAACACAGACAAAGACGACAUGGUCCAGGAGGAGCGAGACCGGCGGGCGCAGGCCAGGCAGGCGCGCGUCAAUGCUGAGCUGGAGCCCAUGGAGGUGGACGAGGACAGCUUGGUCCAGAUGUCGCAGUGCAAGAUGCUGGACCUUGAGGAUCUGUCCUUCCAGCAUGGCAGUCACUACAUGGCGAAUAAACGGUGCCAGCUGCCAGAUGGUUCAUUCCGGAAGCAACGCAAGGGCUAUGAGGAAAUCCACGUGCCUGCCCUCAAGCCCAAGGCCUUCAGCGCCAGUGAGUCGCUGAUCUCGGUGGACAAGUUGCCAAAGUAUGCACAGCCCGCUUUUGAGGGCUUCCGGAGUCUCAACCGCAUUCAGAGCCGACUGCACAAGGCGGCUCUUGAAACGGACGAAAAUCUGCUCCUCUGCGCUCCGACGGGUGCCGGGAAGACCAACGUGGCCCUGCUGUGCAUGAUGCGAGAGAUUGGGAAGCACAUCAACCCAGACGGGUCCAUCAACGGAGACGAGUUCAAGAUUGUCUACGUUGCCCCCAUGCGGUCUCUGGUACAGGAGAUGGUGGGAAACUUCAGCAAGCGACUCAACUCAUACAACAUCACAGUGUCCGAGCUGACGGGCGACCAUCAGCUGACACGGGAACAAAUCACAGCCACCCAAGUGAUCGUCUGCACUCCCGAGAAGUGGGACAUUAUCACGAGAAAAGGCGGUGAACGCACAUACACCCAACUGGUGCGGCUGAUGAUCUUUGAUGAGAUCCAUCUGCUUCACGACGAGCGAGGUCCAGUCUUGGAAGCCCUGGUUGCCAGGACAAUCCGCAACAUUGAGAUGACGCAAGAAGAGGUUAGGCUGGUGGGUCUCAGUGCCACCUUGCCCAACUAUGAAGAUGUGGCAGCCUUCCUGCGGGUCGACGCGGCCAAGGGGCUCUUCUUCUUUGACAACAGCUUCCGCCCAGUACCUUUGGAACAGCAGUACAUUGGCAUCACAGAGAAGAAAGCCAUCAAGCGCUUCCAACUCAUGAACGAGAUUCUCUACGAGAAGGUCAUCGACAACGCAGGAAAAAAUCAGAUCCUCAUCUUCGUCCAUUCGCGGAAGGAGACGGGGAAAACCGCCCGAGCAGUGCGAGACAUGUGUCUUGAAAAGGACACUCUCGGACACUUCCUGCGCGAGGGCUCUGCCUCUACCGAAGUCUUGCGGUCUGAAGCAGACCAAGUCAAGAACUUAGAGCUGAAGGACCUCUUGCCAUACGGCUUUGGCAUCCACCACGCUGGAAUGAGCCGUGUGGACCGUACUCUUGUUGAGGACUUGUUUGCGGACCGUCACAUCCAAGUACUUGUGUCAACAGCCACACUUGCCUGGGGAGUGAACCUCCCAGCCCACACGGUCAUCAUCAAGGGAACCCAGAUGUACAACCCUGAGAAAGGUCGCUGGGUGGAACUGGGUGCACUAGAUGUACUCCAGAUGUUAGGACGUGCAGGCAGACCCCAGUAUGACACCAAGGGAGAGGGCAUCCUCAUCACCAACCACAGCGAGCUGCAGUACUACCUGUCGCUGCUGAACCAGCAGCUUCCCAUCGAGAGCCAGAUGAUCAGCAAGCUUCCCGACGUGCUGAAUGCUGAGAUAGUGCUGGGAAACAUUCAGAAUGUCAAGGACGCCUGCACCUGGCUCGGCUACACCUAUCUGUAUAUCCGGAUGCUCCGCUCGCCCACACUCUACGGGAUCUCCCACGACGAGCUCAAGUCAGAUCCACUCUUGGAGCAGCGACGUGCGGACCUCAUCUUCACGGCUGCGGCGCAGCUUGAAAAGAGCAACUUGAUCCGCUUCGAGAAGAAGUCUGGUCUGCUCCAGGUGACGGAGCUGGGGCGAAUCGCCAGCUACUACUACUGCACCUACAACACAAUGGCAACGUACAACCAGCUGCUCAAGCCAACGCUAAGCGAGAUUGAGCUCUUCAGAGUCUUUUCUCUUUCUGGAGAGUUCCGGAACAUCACCAUCCGGGAGGAAGAGAAGCUUGAACUCCAGAAACUGAUGGAGCGGGUGCCCAUCCCAAUCAAGGAAAGCAUGGAAGAGCCUACAGCUAAGGUCAAUGUCCUCCUUCAGGCUUACAUCUCUCAACUGAAGCUGGAAGGACUGGCGUUGAUGGCAGACAUGGUCUAUGUCACGCAGAGUGCCGCACGUCUCAUGCGAGCCAUCUUCGAGAUUGUGCUGCACCGCGGCUGGGCCCAGUUGACAGACAAGGCUCUCUCUCUGUGCAAGAUGAUCGACAAGCGGAUGUGGCAGUCAAUGACUCCACUUCGACAGUUCCGGAAGGUACCGGAUGAAGUGGUGAAGAAGGUGGAGAAGAAAAACUUCCCCUGGGAACGUCUUUAUGACCUCGGGGUCAGCGAAAUCGGAGAGCUCCUGCGAAUGCCCAAGUUGGGAAAGCUGGUGCAUCGCUAUGUCCACCAGUUCCCCAAGCUGGAGCUUUCGGCACACAUCCAGCCAAUCACACGGUCCAUGCUCCGUGUUGAAUUGACUAUCACACCAGACUUCCAGUGGGAUGAGAAGGUCCAUGGCACCUCAGAAGCCUUCUGGAUCCUUGUUGAAGAUGUGGACAGCGAGGUUGUUCUGCACCACGAGUACUUCUUGCUCAAAAGCAAAUUCUCGCAAGAUGAGCACCUCAUCAAGUUCUUUGUGCCUGUGUUUGAACCACUGCCACCGCAGUACUUCAUCCGAAUUGUCUCCGACCGCUGGCUCAGUGCCGAGACUCAACUGCCUGUGUCCUUCCGGCACCUGAUCCUUCCGGAGAAAUACCCGCCUCCAACAGAGCUGCUUGACCUGCAGCCCUUGCCCGUGUCUGCGCUGCGGAACCCGACCUUUGAGGCUCUGUACCGCGACAAGUUUCCUUUCUUCAACCCGAUCCAGACGCAGGUCUUCAACGCCAUCUACAGCAGCGAUGAUAACGUCUUUGUUGGUGCUCCAACGGGCAGCGGGAAAACCAUCUGUGCAGAGUUUGCUAUCCUGCGGCUGUUUUCACAGACCCCCGAGGGAAGAUGCGUGUAUGUGACUGCCAAGGAGGCACUGGCAGAGAUCAUCUAUGCCGACUGGACACAGAAGUUCUCACUCCUCCUGAACAAGAAGGUUGUCAUCCUGACAGGAGAGACAGGCACAGACCUGAAGUUACUUGCCAAAGGAAACAUCAUCAUCAGCACACCUGAAAAAUGGGACGUGCUGUCACGACGCUGGAAGCAACGCAAGAACGUCCAGAACAUCAACCUCUUCAUUGUGGAUGAGCUCCAUCUGGUGGGCGGCGAGGGUGGUCCCGUGCUCGAGGUGAUCUGCUCGCGUAUGCGCUACAUCUCAUCCCAGAUCGAACGUCAAAUCCGCAUCCUUGCACUCAGCUCAUCCCUAGCCAAUGCCAGGGAUGUCGGGCAGUGGCUUGGUGCUAACGCCAACUCAACGUUCAACUUUCACCCCAAUGUGCGUCCGGUGCUGCUCGAACUCCACAUACAAGGGUUCAACAUCACUCACAACGCCUCCCGUUUGCUGUCUAUGAGCAAGCCGGUCUACCAAGGGAUCAUGCGUCACUCUCCCCGCAAGCCUGUCAUUGUAUUUGUGCCGUCACGCAAGCAGACCCGGCUUACGGCUAUCGACGUUCUGACCUACUCGGCAUCAGAGGGACAAGCAUCGAAGUUUCUUCACUGCACCGAGGAUGACCUCAAGCCAUUCCUUGAACAGAUCACGGACAAGACGCUGAAGGAGACACUCACCAAUGGUGUUGCCUACCUCCAUGAAGGACUGAGCACGGCUGACCAAAGACUAGUUGAACAGCUCUUUGACAGCGGUGCCAUUCAAGUGGUAGUGGUGUCUCGAAGCCUCUGCUGGGCUCUCUCUCUGUCGGCACACCUGGUCAUUGUUAUGGACACACAGUUCUACAAUGGUAAAGUGCAUGCCUACGAAGAUUACCCUGUGACGGACGUCCUCCAAAUGGUCGGCCGUGCCAACCGUCCCCUUGUCGACGAAGACGGCAAAUGCCUUCUGCUUUGCCAGUCUUCCAAGAAGGACUUCUUUAAGAAGUUCUUGUAUGAACCACUUCCAGUGGAGAGCCAUCUGGACCAUUGCCUCCAUGAUCACUUCAACGCCGAGAUCGUCACCAAGACCAUUGAGAACAAGCAAGAUGCGGUGGACUACCUCACGUGGACAUUCCUGUACCGCAGGAUGACUCAAAACCCCAACUACUACAACCUCCAGGGUGUGACCCAUCGCCAUCUGUCGGAUCACUUGUCUGACCUGGUAGAGAACACACUGAACGACCUAGAGCAGUCUAAGUGCAUCAGCAUUGAAGAUGAGAUGGAUGUUGCCCCACUCAACUUGGGCAUGAUUGCCGCAUACUACUACAUCAACUACACGACCAUUGAGCUCUUCAGCAUGUCCCUCAACUCCAAAACCAAGAUCAGGGGCCUGCUGGAGAUCAUCAGCUCGGCAGCGGAGUAUGAAAAUAUUCCGAUCCGUCACCACGAGGACAACUUGCUAAGGCAGCUCUACAACCGCCUGCCACACAAGCUGACCAAUCCCAAAUUCAGUGACCCACACGUGAAGACAAACCUGCUCUUGCAAGCGCACCUGUCACGUAUGCAGCUCCCUGCAGAGCUCCAAUCCGACACAGAAGACAUUUUGGGCAAGGCGAUCAGACUGAUCCAGGCUUGCGUGGACGUGCUGAGUUCUAAUGGCUGGCUCACCCCAGCACUCGCAGCCAUGGAGCUUGCACAGAUGGUCACGCAAGCACUGUGGAACAAGGACUCGUACCUCAAGCAGCUUCCCCAUUUCAACGCGGACGUGGUCAAGCGGUGCCAGGAGCACAGCGUAGAGACCGUCUUUGACAUCAUGGAGCUUGAGGAUGAAGACCGCAACAAGUUGCUCCAGAUGACAGACGUCCAGAUGGCAGACGUCGCCAAGUUCUGCAACCGGUACCCCAACAUAGAGCUGACCUACGAGAUCCAAGGGAAGGACCACAUCCGGUGCGGUUCUGCGGUCAACGUCGUGGUCCAGCUAGAGAGAGAAGACGAGGUGGUAGGACCGGUCAUUGCACCCAUGUUCCCUCAGAAGAGAGAGGAAGGAUGGUGGGUAGUGAUUGGAGAGGCCAAGAGCAACUCCCUCAUCUCCAUCAAGAGGCUGAGUUUGCAGCAGAAGGCAAAGGUCAAGCUCGACUUUGUGGCGCCGGCUCCGGGAGACCAUACGUACACACUGUACUACAUGAGCGACUCUUACAUGGGUUGCGACCAGGAGUACAAGUUCACAAUUCACGUGGGCCAGAUGGAUUCCAGGAAGCGCAACGACAGCGACAGUGACUGAAGCUCUGUUGAAGGGGUCCUUUUUUUUAUGUAACAGCAUCUUGUCAUUCCUUUUGUUUUUGUACAUAAUGUAUCCUUUGUGUUGUCUCAUCAAAUAAAGCUUUGGCGAUUA